AUGACUACUGAGAAAACAAGUGUUUUUAUGAUUCAAAUUAAUGAAAAUCUUGAUAUUUCAAAAUAUUUAGGGUUCAUUGAUAGAUCUAUUUCAAUGAUUAAAUCAGAUGAAUUAGUUAUUUUUAUUAUUGAAAAAGAAAAUAAAGUAUUUCAAGCAAAGAAUAAAACAAGGUUUUUUAAUCUAAUACAUGAACUUCUAAAUACAAUUUAUAUUAUUUCAGAAAAUAGUAAAAAAAGAUAUAAUAAGGCUGAUUUAGAAGUUAAUAUUGUUUUUAAUGAAUGGUGUGGAUAUGAAUUAUUUUCAGAGGAAAAAAAUUGGGAUAAAAUUUAUAUUAUAAAAGAGGAUAAAUGUUUAAUAGAAGCAAUUUCAUUUGAGAUGAAAUCUUAUGUUUUAAUUCUUUCAGAUGAAGAUAUAAAUAGUUUUAUUAUAAAAAAAAAGAAGUUUGAGAGAUAUGUAAAAACACAGAUUGAAGAAGAAUCUUUAUCAUAUAAAUAUGUAGCAGUGGGGGGAACUUUUGAUCAUUUACACGCAGGACAUAAAAUUUUAUUAACAAUGAGUGCAUGGAUUAGUGAGGAAAACGUAGCAUGUGGUGUAAGUGAUAAGGAAUUAUUAAAAAAUAAAAAAUAUGCAGAAUGGAUUGAACCGAUUGAGAUUAGAAUGGAAUCAGUUCGAAAAUUUUUUUAUUUAAUUAAUAGAACUUUAUCUUUAUCAGUGUCCCCGAUUUUUGAUAUAUACGGUGUGACGAUUAUAGAUGAUAGGAUAGGCGCAAUUGUUGUAUCUCAAGAAACAAUAUCUGGUGGGAAGUUGAUUAAUGAAGAAAGGAAACGUAGAAAUAUGAAAGAACUUGAUAUUUUUUGUAUUUGUAUAAUUUCUGAUGAAGUUGAUAGUGAACUUAUGUCUAUAAAAAUAAGUAGUACGAAUAUUCGUGAAAAAAUAGCAAAAAAACAAUUUAAAAAUGAGUUAGUCAGUGAGAUAUUGGAGUAA
Messenger RNA from Pneumocystis murina B123, 984 nucleotides. RefSeq lists its product as hypothetical. The transcript is spliced from 4 exons. The coding region runs from base 1 to 984 and encodes 327 amino acids. The record is from RefSeq and is a predicted model, not a curated record. Gene Ontology annotation, molecular function: dephospho-CoA kinase activity. Lineage: Eukaryota; Fungi; Ascomycota; Pneumocystomycetes; Pneumocystales; Pneumocystaceae. Gene Ontology annotation, biological process: coenzyme A biosynthetic process.